AUGGACCAAACAGAGCAACGAGCACAGCAAUUCCGCAAGCUGUGGGCUACUGCUCUGGCGCAGUACAAUAGGGAAACUCGCCUGAAUAUCGAGGAUCCUGCCAUACCUCAUCCUCGAAAUGUUGACGAGCUGAUAAGUUCCUUGAAAUUGCAGCAUGCUGAAUUUGGAGAAGACACGAGGAGCAAUGCCUUUACGAAUAUCAUUAAAGGCGCUAUCGGGCCGUUCAACUUCCUGUCGAAUUCUGUCGGCAGUACUGUGGCUCCAGCUGGAAGGGGUGUAACACAAUCAUUUGAUGCUGUUUCUGGACUCUUCGAGGAGCUGGGACAGUGCACGAAGCGACUCAAUGAAGUCAGCCAUGAGGAAAUCCCAGACGCAUUACUGCCAGUCUACCAACUGAUGCUCAUUGGUCUUAUGAACGUACUGGCCUUGGCUACGAAAGUCACUUUCCGCCAGAUGAAAGAUGUCAAAGAAGGAGAUCAUCAGAUGGUAAUCAAUCUCAAGAAAAAAUUCCGGUCUGCUUUCCAGAAUGUGGAUGAAUACAUCAAGCAGCUGCUUUAUGGCGGAAACGGCGAAGUCCAAGGGGCGAUUGGUGAGAUCAAAAAGCUGGUCGAGCGUGAGUCCCUCGUGAUGCAAGCUGUGAUCACGCGAAAGACUACGAGGAUUGAGGCUGUCGUCAAGGAAACCGACACUAAGAUCGAACUUUUGAUUCAACAGCAACGAAGCUUCUCGAUCGAAAUAGGUCAAGUGGUGAUCGACUUGAAGAGUAGCACCGCUGAGAUGAGCAAAAAGGUCGACAAGAUCUCGGACAAGAUCGAUGCAGGCCUGGCCGAGACCCGCCGAAACAACGCCGUCUCAAAAGCAAACCAAGAAGAGAUGAUGGCCGGCAUAAAACAGAUACUCCAGCUCAGCAGUUCCAAAGAUGGCAGCACAUCUAAUGAACCUGUAGCAAAGGCGGUAAUGAACAGGUCCAACAACAAGCACGAUACACUGACUUCCUUGAGGGUCCGCCUUGACAUCAAAAAGACAGAGAAGGCCAAUGCUGCGGCCUUGGACAUGACAAGUGGUCCACCGGAGCUUCAUGACACGAGCAACUGGAUCUUACAAGAACCUGCAGUUCGAGACUGGCUUGAUGGUCGCACUCGACUAGCAAUCGUAAGCGGUGAGCCCGGAUUUGGUAAGACAUUCUUGGCGGGUCGAGCUGUUCGAGAGCUGCUGUCGAAGCACAAGCCAGGCUCUCAGUCUAAUGAUAGGGUCGUGGCAUAUUUCUUUGGUCGCAAGGCGCAUCCAGAGCUUGGCUCCGUCAACGCCAUUCUUCGCACAUUGGCCUUCCAGCUGGCAGCAAGUGACAAAGUGUACGCCAAAUAUCUCUCAGAAUUAUUCGAGAACAAAACGAUAGGGAAGGGCCAAUCUGGCCUCUUCAUGUGCGAAACUAGCACGGUCAGCCCGGACGAUGGGGAGGAGGAUGUGGUGCAGCAAGAGCUGAGUGAGGCGGAAGACUCAACGCCCGCCAGCCAAGUUAAAGACCAGUCAACUGAGCCUUUCGAAGCUGCUGAAAAUGGCCGGGAACAAGCUCCCAAGCUAACAGGAUUACCCACGAGUGCAACCCCGACCGAUUCAGUAGAGACAGCCACUGCCCAAAAGGCGACACUUCAGGCAGUUGUCGACUCGAUUGCCGGUAAACACAAGCUGGACUUUUCAUAUGAGCAAUACCUUGUGGAGAACAUUGCCGGGCUUUGGAAGCUUCUGUUCUGCGAAUACUACAAAAGCUCCAAGACUUCUGCCUGCAUGUUGCGUGACGACGGCUUCGAUGAGGACAAGAGCUUCGCAUUCGAGAACGCCGAUGCAUCUGCAAUUCUUGCCGCCGCGGAGUGGGCUGGUCGUGAUAAAAACGCCGUAUGGCAUGGCCGUGUGGCAUCAGCACUCCGCGACGCCGGGGACUACGAUGAAUCACACAUAUACUAUCGACAAGCUAUCCAAAUGGAUGAAGGCACUUGGCACUUCCAUUCAGGCCUGGCGUAUAAGUUCCUGGAGCAAGGUGACUAUUCGAACGCCGCGAACAGCAUGAAAGUUGCGGUAGCAUUCGUCGGCAUAUACGCCUACUGCCUAGAAGCCGAGCCUCUCCUUCGCCAGGUCGCAUUUUCAUCUUCGCAGCUGACCACAAUCAACAACUUGACCGCAGAUGCUAGAACCAGCUCAGACGGUCUACGAUGGACGAAAUUCCGGACAGAGACGACGAACAGGAAAGGAAUAAAGACGUAG
Messenger RNA from Pseudocercospora fijiensis CIRAD86, 2259 nucleotides. RefSeq lists its product as uncharacterized. The coding region runs from base 1 to 2259 and encodes 752 amino acids. The transcript is spliced from 3 exons. Gene Ontology annotation, molecular function: protein binding. NCBI's taxonomy places the organism in Eukaryota, Fungi, Ascomycota, Dothideomycetes, Mycosphaerellales, Mycosphaerellaceae. The record is from RefSeq and is a predicted model, not a curated record.